Molecule: messenger RNA, 1040 nt
Organism: Gekko japonicus
Lineage: Eukaryota; Metazoa; Chordata; Lepidosauria; Squamata; Gekkonidae
Product: mast cell protease 1A-like
Exons: 5
Coding region: 36-773 (245 amino acids)
Biological process (GO): proteolysis
Molecular function (GO): serine-type endopeptidase activity
Source: RefSeq, a predicted model, not a curated record
AGGCGGACGUUCACCCAAGAGAGCCGGACACCAAGAUGAAGAACUUCCACCAGCACCUUCUCCUGCUUCUGAUGUGUUGUGGCUUAGCCAGACCUGGUCGUUUGCGGAGUCAGAUCAUCGGGGGCCAGGAAGCCAAGCCUCACUCCAGACCUUACAUGGCCGCCUUGAAGUUGGGAUCUGACUUUGGCUGUGGUGGAUUUCUGGUGGCGCCUCAAUGGGUGAUGACCGCAGCGCAUUGCAUGAGUGACAUGACGGUUAUCUUGGGAGCGCACGACAUUUACGAUUACGAAAAGUCUCAGCAAGUGCUUGGGGUUGAAUCGUACCACAUGCACCCGGAAUAUGACCCGUUCUCCACUUCGAACGAUAUUCUCCUCCUGAAGCUGACGUCCAAAGCCACCCUGAACAAAUACGUCCAGACAGUGCCCUUGCCAAGGUCCAGCAGCGAUCUCCCCGCAGGGGUGCCGUGCAGCAUGUCGGGGUGGGGUCUGAUCGAUCGAGACCAGCUCACCGAAAAACUCUUUGAGACCAACAUCACCAUUGUCAGCCGCAAGAAAUGCAUGCGGUUUUACCCGGAGCUCAACGACGGAAUGAUCUGUGCCGGCAGCCACAACCAGAUACGGGAUACAAGCCAGGGUGAUUCCGGAGGUCCCAUGGUGUGCCAUGGUGUGGUGCAAGGAAUCGUGUCCUUUGGCAAUCACUUCCCUCCUGGAGUUUAUACCCGAAUUGCCAACUACCUUCCCUGGAUCAAAGAAGUCAUGGGAUCUGACCUGUGAGAAGAAGCACUGUCUCUGCUGUUCACUCCAGUUCUUCUCUAAACUUCCUGUUCCCUUAGCAACAUGUAUGGCUUGCAUUCUUCUGCUCUUCUUCCCCAACUGAUGUAGCAAAAAUGGUAGAAGUAAAAGAAUUUUUGGGAUUUGCGGUUAUUUUCUUGGGUACCCCCAUCCUCUUCUGCAGUACAAGCACUUUGCGAAUCCUAAGGUUGUACCACUGGGAGGGUGGGGGAGAAAUCGAAUAAAGCAAACCAGUCAAUCUCUAAAAGA